AUGUCUGCCUUCCUGGACAGCCUGAAAUGGGACAACAGCGGGCUGGUGGUGGCCAUUGCGCAGCAUGUCGACACCGGGGAGGUGCUGAUGCAGGCAUUUUCCGACCGCGCCGCUGUCAGCGAGACGCUCCAGACCGGCAGGCUGGCUACAUUCUACAGCCGUUCCCGCAGCGGGCGGUGGUGCAAGGGGGAGACAUCGGGACACUACAUCAAGGCCAGUGCUCGCCGAGCUGGAUGCUGCAUGUACAUGGACUGCGACCGCGACUCGCUGGUCUACUUGGCAGAGCCCAUCGGGCCUGCCUGCCACACCAAUGCGCCCACAUGCUUCUUUACGCAACUAGAUGCCAGCGGUGGGGAGGUGCGGCAGGCAGGAGACCACCACUCGCGGGAACACGCACCCAUGAUCACGCUUUAUGCAUUGGAGCGCACAAUUGCACAGCGGCGGGCAGAGACGGAGGCAGGCACAAAUGCAGGCAUCAAACCAUCCUGGACCGCCAAGCUGCUGGCAAACCCAGAACUGCUGUGCAAGAAGGUGCGGGAGGAGGCAGCGGAGCUCUGUCAGACGCUGGAGGAGAGCGAGGGCAAGGAACGGGCGGCCAGCGAAGCGGCAGACCUCAUCUACCACGCCAUGGUGCUGCUCAAUGCACAGGGCGUGAGCUUGGAGGAUGUGAGCAAGGUGCUGCGGUCACGGUUUGGCACCUCGGGGGUCGAGGAGAAGGCGUCCCGUCCACCAAACCCGCAGACUUAG
Messenger RNA from Chlorella variabilis, 747 nucleotides. RefSeq lists its product as hypothetical. Gene Ontology annotation, biological process: L-histidine biosynthetic process. The transcript has 5 exons. The record is from RefSeq and is a predicted model, not a curated record. Gene Ontology annotation, molecular function: phosphoribosyl-ATP diphosphatase activity; phosphoribosyl-AMP cyclohydrolase activity. Bases 1 to 747 code for a protein of 248 amino acids. Lineage: Eukaryota; Viridiplantae; Chlorophyta; Trebouxiophyceae; Chlorellales; Chlorellaceae.